Fulvia fulva is the source of this 447-nucleotide messenger RNA. RefSeq lists its product as uncharacterized. The record is from RefSeq and is a predicted model, not a curated record. The transcript is spliced from 3 exons. NCBI's taxonomy places the organism in Eukaryota, Fungi, Ascomycota, Dothideomycetes, Mycosphaerellales, Mycosphaerellaceae. The coding region runs from base 1 to 447 and encodes 148 amino acids.
AUGAGCUGCCUCCCUAGGGUAGACUACCUUACGGUCGACAAUCAUUGCGAGCACAGACAGAGUGUGCUUCUCAGCAUGGCCGACAACGAUCAAAACGCGGUGGCGGAACACGUGGUACCUUGUGCCUGCUCCUCCAUCCCGAAGAAUGCCUGGGCAUCGCAUCGUCAGACUGACGGAGACCUCUACAGGCAUCACCGCCUCCUCAUGAGGUCGACGGAGAUGAUGUCGACUCAGCGCUGGGCGAGGAUGUCAAGCACCACAUCCGAGCAUCGACGCGAGAAUGGCAGGACAUACCACCGCUACCGCGGCGGCGAAAACGACUACUGGGGUCCCAAUGACGAACAGCAAAACGAUCAGCUCGACAUGGGCCACCACAUGCUCACAAUCCUGCUGGACAACAAACUGUAUCUGGCUCCAAUUGAUCCCAGCAAUGCCGCCGCGUCCUAG